CUGUGGGGCAGCGUGGCUGUGGGGCAGCAGGGCUGCAGAGCUGCAGGGCAGCGCGCUGUGCCAGCAGUGCCUUCCUGCAGGGAUGGAGGACAGGCCGAGUGGGCACACCAGGCUUUGAGCAGCGUGUCUGCUUGGUUUAGGGGACCAUUUCCCACAGACUACAGGGACGCAAUGAGGUAGUUGCUUUUUCCCAGUUUUGCCUUAGCUCAUUCCUUUCUGCCUGUGGGAAGAGCAAGCCAGUGUCAAAGUGCAGGCCUUGUAGUUGGAGGAAGAAACAAUAACACCAUUCUCUGUCUAAGUCCCUGGCUAUUUAACUUCAGAGCUUGACCUGCUUUGCUGGCAACAUGAUGUUUCUGUAGCAAACACAUUGAAAGGCUUGAUCUGGUCAUGUACCCACCAGCUCUUGAACUUGCUGAACUUGUUGAAAAGGAACACUGAGAGCAGAAAAUGAUCUAGAAACUCACAAUAACGCAUUCAUUUCUGAAAGCAGGUUCUUCUGCUGUAUGUGUGUCCCAGCCAGAGCCCAGCAGUGUGUGUGGUCAGUCACCUCAGUGGAGCCAGCAGAAAAGUAUGCCUAGGAUAAACUAAUAAAGGCGGAUGAGCUAAGAAGGAAAUGGGAGAGAGCAAGCAAAAAGGCUACAGACAGACAAACUUGGCAGUGCUGGCAGACAGGGAGGUGUGUGUUACUGUGGGCAUGCGUUGUGGGAAGAAGGCUGUGCCAGAAACCAGUGGAGUCCCAGAAGGCCUCUGCUACAGCUGGGCAUCAAGAUCCCUGGUACACUACGCCUCCUGCCUUGAGGCAUGUCUGCUUCGAUGGUUGGGAAGCAUUUGGGAUAGAGCCAGCGGCAUGGUGGCUGCUUGUCCAAGAGUGCAUCCUGUCCAUCUGACCUGCAGCCCUCCCACCCUGCUCUGCUGCAUGCUGCUUGGGGUUGGUGCUGCCAGGAUGCACAGGAACUUUCUCGCUGGAGACACAUUCUUUCCCCACUGGCUUUGUCUGGGCAGCCCCACAGUGUUCCGAAGCUUCUUCCUGCCCCAGAGCUCACAUCCGGCUUCCUUUGGCUGCUGGGGUGUGCUGGGGACUGGAUGCGGCCCCACAGCUGAGAACAGCUUCCAGGGAGCAUGCUCCCAGCUAAAGGGAAAAAUGUUCUUCUCAUUGUUUUGCCCUGUUCCCGGAAUAGCCCUGCAGUGAGCUAGGCACAGGCGGCUUACUGCAGGAUGCUGAUGGGCCAUAUCCUGGGCUGAGUGCUGGAGGUGGGCACUAUGCAGGUCAAACUCACAUUGCUAAAGAAAAUUAAAAUAACAAACUGCCUAACAGAAGUAUUUAUAGAAUCCCGCUCCUUAAUUUAAUCUCCUCUUUGAGUGUUUAUUUUUUUCAUUUUUAAGUUAAAAGGUGCAAUUGAAGAGAAACCAAACUUUGUUGACGCUCUUGCGGAGAAGUGCAGUGUAACUAAUCGUCUGUGUGAUUGCCCAGCUAGAGACUCCCCUCUGACCUUUGCAGAGUUCACAAAAACAUUUAUCCCAGUGUGCAACUGACUUCUGCUGCUCCAUAUCUGUUCCAGAUGCAUCCUCAGUGCCGCCUGCACAGCAGGCAGCUGCCCAGAGUGGCUGCCUGGUGUGGCGGAGGCUGGCCAUGCUGCAGUGGCCACAGCAGGUUUGCUUGCUGGGCAGGUGCUGUGCCUGCCAUCCCUGUCGGCUGCAGGCCCGGGGCAGAGGAAGGUGCUGGGCUCGCUGGGCAGGGGCAGCUUGGUGGCCCUUGCUGCAGCAGGUGCUGUGGCACAUUCCCCCACGGCAUCCACCACGGCUGGGCAGAGAGCCCCACGGCCAAGCAGAGAGCCCCACGGCCAGGAGGAUGGCCCCAUGGCCAGGCAGAGAGCCCCACAGCCAGGACAGCCCUGCGGACAACCCCAUGGCCAGGAGAACAGCCCCACAGCCAGGCAGAGAGCCCCACGGCCAGGCAGAGAUCCCUACGUCCGGGCAGAGAUCCCCACAGCCAGGCAGACAGCCCCACAGCCAGCGCUGCCGCCAUAGAGGGGCUUUGUGUGAGCCGGCACAAAGUGAGGAUUGAUGCUGUUUCCCCUCCCCCUGCCGUGCAAGCUGGGCUGCAAAUGGCUCCCACAAAGGUGCCCUUCUUCCUUCGCUGAGGACAGGGUGCCCGCGGGCUGAGGGGGAGGCAGCACACUGCGGGUUGGAGCACCCACCCACCCUCCUUCAGUGCUGGUGCCCCGGGCCCCCUCGUCCUCAGCCUUGCCCGGGCCGAGCUGGCAGCUGCUCGGGUUCCUGCAGGGCAGCUGGGCCUCCCUGCAGCGGGCCCCAGCGUGGUGAGAUGGGCCCCAGCAUGGUGAGAUGGGCCCCAGCGUGGUGAGAUGGGCCCCAGCGUGGUGAGACGGGCCCCAGCGUGGUGAGACGGGCCUGGGCAGUGCUCACACCAGGCACCUCAUCAGGGUGUGUGUGGUGGAGGCUGCAGACCGUGUGAGCAGAUCUGCUUCCCUGCAGCGCCGCUGCAGCUGUGUGGGAACCUGCUGUGUGUGUUCUUAACGUGCUGGGGAAUAUCAUCACCUUACCUGGAUUUCAGUUCAAAAUGGCCUAAGAGAAGCUUACGUCAGCAUUCAUUACCUCCCAGCUCCUCCCAAUACAUAGUAAGAAGUCACCACACUAUUGAGUGACUUGAAGUUUCAGAAAAUGUUCAUGAAGAACAGAUUGUAAGCGCUUUGUUAAAUUCAUGUUACGUUUCUUCCAUGCUGUAUGUUUGAGGUUCUGCAUUAUUUGCGAGGCCUCUGGAUGAGCUGUGGGGUGGCACAGGCGUUGGCACAGGGUCUGUCAUGGCUGUGCCAGUGCCUCCAGCAUUCCUGCAGCAGCAUCCUGUGCUCCUCGCCCACCCUGAGGACAGGGAGCCCGCUGGGAGAGGAGGGUGAGCCCCUGGGGCUCAGGCUGCACUCACCAUCAUGCUCCAAGGUUGGAGCUGCUUUGGGAGUGAAGAGGGUACGCUUUGUUCUGUGUGCUGGAUGCGUGUCCAGCACACUGGUGCUAAAGCAGAGCUCUCUCCUGUUUGGUUCAUCAGCAAUAGUGUUUGCGCAAUUACUGGUCACUAGCACCUCUUUUGGACUCCUCAAGUAGUCUAGCUGUUCGUGUGACAUUAUUAUUAUUUACUUAGGGUCCAGACUUGCUCUUUUUUAUUGCCUGCAGCACGAUGUUUGUUCAGACUUGGCAUUGUGAAGUGUAAACCCAGGUCCCACUGGCACCAGUACUCACCUCUGCCUUUCUAGAAGCAGAUCAGUCCAUGAUGCCUGAGGUGCGAGACCUCACCGAUGCCCUGCCCGACCUGCCGAUGGAUCCCAUCACGGGUGUUGGCGUGCUGGCGUCCCGCAGCCGCGCGCCCACUGGAUAUGACGUUGUUGCACAAACAGCAGAUGGCUUGGAUGCUGACCUGUGGAAAGAUGGCUUGUUUAAAUCCAAGGUCACUCGGUACCUGUGCUUCACCAGAUCAUUUUCGAAAGAAAACAGCCAUUUAGGCAAUGUCUUGGUCGACAUGAAGCUCAUUGAUAUCAAGGACACUUUACCUGUAGGCUUCAUGCCCAUCCAGGAGACCAUUGAUACACAAGAAGUAGCUUUCAGAAAGAAGAGGCUAUGCAUAAAAUUCAUCCCUCGAGAUUCCACAGAGGCAGCGAUCUGCGAUAUCCGAAUCCUGGGGAGAUCCAAGCAAGCCCCUCCGCAGUACACGUUCAUAGGGGAGCUGAACAGCAUGGGUAUCUGGUAUCGGAUGGGCAGAGUGCCACGCAACCACGACUCCGCACAGCCUGCAGCUCCUCCCGCCCAAGCACCAGCUUCAACGUCCGCUCCCAACCUGCCAAGGCACAUCUCGCUGACCCUGCCAGCCAGCUUCCGGGGAAAGGGCCACAGCACCCGCCUGGACCUGGAGCACCAGCACUCCAACCUGUACGCCAUCUCAGCAAUGGAUGGAGUGCCUUUCAUGAUUUCGGAGAAGUUUGCCUGUGCUCCUGAAGGGAUGCAGCCGGUUGAUCUCUUGGGUAUCACAAUCAAAACCCUUGCAGAAAUUGAAAAGGAGUACGACUACAGCUUCCGGACGGAGCAGAGCGCGGCCGCCCGCCUGCCGCCCAGCCCCACCCGCUGCCCGCCGGUCCCGCCGUCCUGAGGGCCCGGCCGGGGCGGCGGUGCGUGCCUACUACUGAGCAGGACACGGACACGGCGAUGGAACCACCCGGCAGGCUCCGUGUCCGGCCACCGCCGCCACCCUGCACACGCCGCUCCACCCGGGCACCGCGGCCCUGCCCCUGGCAGCUGCCCCCUGCCCGCUGCAGACCCCUCUCCACGUGAGUACGGACCGAGCACUGGGAGCCUGAGCAGCCCCUCGCUCAUCCCCACUUGGUAGCCCUGCUGCAGGACAGUCUCAGAAUCCAGAGCUGUAGCAAACCCCUGCAAACACGGCCAGGAGCUUGCGGAGCAUCGAGAAAUCCCUGAAAGGAGCAA
Messenger RNA from Taeniopygia guttata (zebra finch), 4485 nucleotides. The record is from RefSeq and is a predicted model, not a curated record. NCBI's taxonomy places the organism in Eukaryota, Metazoa, Chordata, Aves, Passeriformes, Estrildidae.